This is a messenger RNA of Pistacia vera, 1157 nucleotides long. Its product is annotated as WAT1-related protein At5g40230-like. The transcript is spliced from 7 exons. Gene Ontology annotation, molecular function: transmembrane transporter activity. The coding region runs from base 1 to 1092 and encodes 363 amino acids. Gene Ontology annotation, cellular component: plasma membrane. NCBI's taxonomy places the organism in Eukaryota, Viridiplantae, Streptophyta, Magnoliopsida, Sapindales, Anacardiaceae. The record is from RefSeq and is a predicted model, not a curated record.
AUGGCUCGGAGAAACUUUUGCAAGGAAAUAAUUCUCUUCCUAGCAAUGGUUAGUUUAGAGUGCUCCAAAGUUGGCUUAAACGUAGUUUACAUAGAAGCUACUUUGAAAGGGAUGAGCAACUAUGUCUUCAUCUUCUAUGCUUCAGCUAUUGCCACCCUCGUUCUCCUCCCUUUUGCCUUUUUCUUUCGCAGGAGUGCUUCAACGGUGCUUCCAUCAGUCAAGUUCCCUCUCAUCUCCAGAAUAUUCUUGCUGGGUCUUAUCGGGUCUUCAGCUCAGCUAAUUGGCUAUAAGGGAAUAGCUUAUAGCUCUCCGACUCUUGCUUCAGCAAUGAGCAACCUCACUGCUGCUUUCACCUUCACACUUGCUGUCAUUUUCAGGAUGGAAAAGCUAAUUUUAAGGAAUGCAAGCACUCAAGCAAAAAUCAUUGGCACCAUAGUAUCAAUAUCAGGGGCACUGGUGGUGGUUCUUUAUAAAGGCCCAAUGCUUUUAUCUUCAUCUUCGACGCAUCCAGUUUCACUUCAAUGGUCUCUCGCCUCCUCACAAUCAAACUGGGUUAUCGGCGGCCUUUUGCUUGCUGUUGAAUACCUCCUUUCUUCGUUCUGGUACAUUAUCCAGACGGAAGUGAUUAAGAUGUACCCAUCGGAGUUAGAAGUAGUGCUCCUCUGCAACCUGAGCUCAACCAUCGUAUCUGCAAUAAUAUGUUUCAUGGCAGAAACAAAUUUGACUGCCUGGAGACUAAGUUAUGAUAUAGCACUAGUUGCGAUUAUAUACUCGGGAUUAUUGGGAUCAUCACUGGGCAGUGUUGUUCAUACAUGGGGCUUGCGCAUUAAGGGGCCAAUAUACGUUACAAGUUUCAAGCCAUUGUCAAUCGCCAUUGUAGCUGUUAUGGGCUUCAUUUUCCUCGGUGAUGCUCUCUAUCUUGGCAGCGUUGUUGGAGGAGUAAUAAUAUGUGUAGGAUUUUAUGGUGUAUUAUGGGGAAAGGCCAGUGAAGGGAAGAAUGAGGAGGACUCUAGUAUUGUUGCAAUUGAUAGUAAGAGUAAGACCCCUCUGUUGCAGAGCAUUAAAGCUGAAGAAACAAGAGAGGCCUAUUAAACUACAAAAAUAAUAUGUACAAAACUGAAAGAUAUAAUCAUGGUAUUUUAUGAAUUAAAAAAAUG